Molecule: messenger RNA, 1439 nt
Organism: Oreochromis niloticus (Nile tilapia)
Lineage: Eukaryota; Metazoa; Chordata; Actinopteri; Cichliformes; Cichlidae
Product: microphthalmia-associated transcription factor
Exons: 3
Coding region: 289-738 (149 amino acids)
Biological process (GO): regulation of transcription by RNA polymerase II
Cellular component (GO): nucleus
Molecular function (GO): RNA polymerase II cis-regulatory region sequence-specific DNA binding; DNA-binding transcription factor activity, RNA polymerase II-specific
Source: RefSeq, a predicted model, not a curated record
GGCUGCUACCAUAGAAGAAGAAUGUAGACCAAUAGUACUUUAACGAUUUCCGCUGAUCGUUUCCGUGUAAAUCUUAGCAUUGCGUUAGCCGUCAAGCUAAAAGUUUAGCUUCAUACAGCCAUAUUUUCAGAGUAACAAAAUAUUUAAACGGUCUCAGAUCAUGGACAGUGAAGUGUCUGACACUGACCAUGUACCAGUGCCUGAGAACACUGGUAUGGAGGGGGAGAACGCACCUCUUUACUGUAUUUGUCGGAAACCAGACAUCAAUUGCUUCAUGAUGAACUGGAAAUGCAGGCACGGCUUCACGGCCUCUCAUCCUCCAACAACAUUUCUGCUCUGAGCUCCGACCCCUCCCUGCUCCAGCAGCAGUCCACAGUUCCACAGAGCAGCCAGUCUCUGGCUCCCAACACGGGAGGAGCCUCCAACCAGAACCUCCUCGGUCCGGUAGCCAUUGGACAACCUUUGCCUGCCUCCUUCCUGUCCCCACCCUCCUCAGACUCUCCCGCCGGACUCACCAUAAGUAGUCCGCUGGACCUGGGCAGCCUGAGCUUUGCUGAGCUCGAUGACCCCCCGGCCUCCGCCCUCUACUCCGAUAUGGGUUUGGGAGACAUACUUAUGGAUGACGGGUGCACUCUGUCUCCAGAGAGGAUUGGCGAGCCGCUGUUUUCUCCUUUGUCACCGGGUGCCUCUAAAACCAGCAGUCGCAGGAGCAGCCUUGAGAUGGACGAGGACUUGUGAUGAUUUGCCUGUGGUCAGAGACUCUGUAGAGACAAGAAUGUCGGGAAGUGCAGUUUAUCCUUAAAUAACUAUAGCUAUUUAUAGAACUGCACAAUUGAACUUUAAAUAGUCAAAUUUAACUAUAAUUAUGAACAAAACUAACACCAGAAGACAGCAAAUUUUAAUUUUUCUUUGUUUGUUUGUUUGUUUGUUUUUUGCUAUACAAAUUCAUUAUUAUUGUUCCUGUUUGGAGCCAGUCAGACAUCAGAUGAUUAUGUCUGAGUUUCUGAAUGCAAUCUUAGUAUAAAAUGCAAUAUUGUACAAUAGGGGCAUGGACCUAGCAUUAAGAAAUAUUACAUUCUUAAAUAGUUGUUAAGAUUUCUUCAGAGAUUUUAAGAGGGAUAUAAGGUUUGCUUGAAUUUAUUAUAUGCAUAUUUGUAGGGAAGAAAGCUGUGAGGUUUCUUUUUCGUGACAGGACAUGUUUGGCACAACUAACUUGUCAAGAGAUGCCAAUAUAUAGCAUAUAUUUUGUGUGUGUGUGUGUGUGUUUGUUUUUUGUUUUUCUUCAAACUGACUGGAAUCAGGGUUUGUUAAAAGCAGUUGCAUGCUCCUGCGUGUUGGGUUGUAUCACCAGCAACUACAGAAGGGAUCUCUGUAAAAAAGUGAAUUGGCAUAUUGUGUAGUAGUUACAGCACAUUGUAAAUAAGAGUCUUUUAUUUUGA